AUGAGGAUUGACGCGAGCAUUGGCCAAUGGCAGCGCGGAUCCGUGAAUCGCUCUCCAAUCGGGAAGGCGGGCGAUGUGCUCGAACUCUAGGCGGGAGAAGAUGGCGGUGCGGCGGCAGCUGCAGGAGCUGGUGCGCGACUCGCAACUCAGCGGUGCCAUCGUGGUGGAGCGGCAGCCGUCGCCCGUAGCAGCAGCUCCGGGCCAGGUGUCGCCGCCUUCCUCGCCGCAGCCCGCGGGGCUGGCGUCGCUACCGCGGCGGCAGGAGCUGCUGCUGGAGCCCUGCGCCGUGUUCCAGUGCCGCGGCUGCUGGGCGGUGCUGAGCGACUCGCUGCAGCUGUGCACGCAUGAGGAGGGGCUGCUCGGCCUCCUCGUCUGCUACAGAGUCACAAAGGACGUGAUCUGGGAGGACUCGCUCACGAUCGGCCUGGAGGGACCCCUGCUCGGGUGUGCUUACAACACACUGACCUGUCAGUCGUGUGGCUUGAUCGUGGGCUUCAUUCUUUAUUCUGCCUCCAGGGAGCUGGCGUAUCUGAGAGGCUUCUUCUGUUUCUUCAAGGACAGCAUCCUCUGUUACCUCUUGAAAUCCCAAAUCGUAGUAGAAGCUUCAAAGAUAAUUUUUCCUCCUGAGACCUUAUGGGAACGACUGCAGAAACUAAAGGAAAAGCUUGUGGAGAGCCACACACGUGUAGAAACACUGAUGAAGAUGCUUAAGGAACUGGAGGAAAAAAACAAUGGGCAGAAAGGCAGAGCUCUGCAUCAGAUGCAGCUGGACUGCUGCCAGGAUAUGCAAUAGUCAGGGUCAGCUAAUAAUACACCAUUUCAAGAACUCCUGGAGUUGUUUCUGCAUGUC
Molecule: messenger RNA, 850 nt
Organism: Pezoporus flaviventris
Lineage: Eukaryota; Metazoa; Chordata; Aves; Psittaciformes; Psittacidae
Gene: OIP5
Product: Opa interacting protein 5
Exons: 5
Coding region: 74-793 (239 amino acids)
Biological process (GO): chromosome segregation; CENP-A containing chromatin assembly
Cellular component (GO): nucleus; chromosome, centromeric region; chromatin
Source: RefSeq, a predicted model, not a curated record